Molecule: messenger RNA, 6720 nt
Organism: Anopheles moucheti
Lineage: Eukaryota; Metazoa; Arthropoda; Insecta; Diptera; Culicidae
Gene: shtd
Product: anaphase-promoting complex subunit 1
Exons: 5
Coding region: 1-6141 (2046 amino acids)
Biological process (GO): metaphase/anaphase transition of mitotic cell cycle; protein K11-linked ubiquitination; anaphase-promoting complex-dependent catabolic process
Cellular component (GO): anaphase-promoting complex
Molecular function (GO): molecular adaptor activity
Source: RefSeq, a predicted model, not a curated record
AUGAUUACCGCCACGGAACCGCUGGAAUACUUUCCACGAGGCCGUCAGGUGGUGGAAAAUCAUCCUGGGCCGAACGUAGAAGACGAGCAAGCAAUAACCGGACAUCCAGUUGACUUUGUGUUGCUACAGCGCUUGCAAAACGUGAACAUCUCGUUAGAUGAGAACGAGCCGGUCGAAUCUUUUCGAUUGCGGGAAAAGCCAAUCGAAACGGGCCUGAAGAACAUUGACUGGGAUGGAGUGUCAACACCACAUCUUUGCAAGGAAGAAGAAUUAUAUGUGAAAGGUCACACGGCCGUGUGGACGCAUUGUAUGGGAAACGAAUCCCAAGGUCUACCGCAAACUACCUUUACAUGUGAUACUCCAAUCAGAUUCGCGUUUUUCUGUCCAAAACGGUUCAUUCGGCCAGAUACGACCUUGCCGGGGAAGAGCCAGUCCGACCUGGACGCUAUUUGCUUGAUCGAUAAGGACACGAUACACGUAUUCCUUGACGGUGGUGAGACGUACAAAGCAAUGCUGCAAUGUCCGGUGUCUGCUGUCUGGAUGAUACCGGAAGGUAUAAUGCUCGAGCGUAACGCAAGCCUCUCGGUAACGACAAGCCGGGAAGGCGUAUCAUGGCCCCGAUUGUUUACACUUACCUUCCCGCUAGAAGAAAUGAAACCUGUAAUGUUGGCGAUCGGUUCCAAAUUUGACUUCUUGGAUUCGCCAAACUAUCGUAUGGUGUUCUCAAGUGAAAGAGUAUCGCUCGUGCUGCUGUACGAUGAAAUAAGCGGCAAGCACUAUGUGUACAAGUUGCGGCCUGCCGCCGAGGAUGAAAUUGAUAUGAUAGAAUGCGUAGAUAACAUUGCUGAUACGGAGUCGGAAGACGAUAACAGCAAUCAGCCCCCCUCAGACGCAGGGCAUGAAUCAACCACCGAUCACAGACAAGCGCAGACGAAGAUGUUGGGAUCAAGCACGAAACUCGAACAUACGUUCGGUUCGACUGUAUCGUCUUGGAUCAAUUCGUUCCCGUUGGGCAAUAAUCCGUUUUCCGACCAACCGACUCGCACCGGUGAUGAUGUUAUGUUUGGAAUGGAUCGUAAUUGUAUUAUUCCUGAACAGCCGGAAACGCGUACUACGCUAGCACCUCAAUUCUGCCUGGAACAUGUGUGGACUGUGGAUGCUAUUAGCCGUGGCGCCGAAACCGGAACAAUGCCCAUUCCACGAUGGAGUUCAACGGACGGCGAGAUGGGUUCUGAAGGUUUUCUGCACACCGAUCUCGUUGGUAACAAUUAUAUUUGCUUCCUGCAGUCCCGUACCUGCCGGCUUACGCUUGUUCAAUACAACGAAACCAACCUAAGCGCAUUACAUAGUUAUAUGAUACCGGCCCGUUCCGCAAUCGCGCUCGACCACAUAAACAUGAUCGUGGUGCUAGAGUCCUCGGGUAGAUUGAUGCUGUACAGUGGCCCAAUUGCAGUAGGUAAGCUACAUGUAUCAGGUCUCCAAACUGACUGUUUCCGUGCGAACACUGUUGGAUCCGGUCAGACACCAGGGGCGUCCUUUAUUCCGGUACGUACAAACCAAACAUCAAGCAGUACAAAAAUCGCGUCGUCGGUGGGUUCAGCUACCUUACUGGAAGGAUUCCCGCGCCGUAGCACAUUACUGCCGAACGUAUCAGUCGUGGAUGGAAAAUUUGAGGAGGAAAUUCAUCUCUUAUCGCCCGUACGUCCAGUCUACCUGCCCGGAUCUGUUGCUAGCGGCGCAAAGCCAAAGCAUUCUUCCACCGCAAACGUACACAUGGCUCCCGACACCAGCACAGUUGUAAAGUUACGUGAUGCGACUGGGUCGCGCUUUACACUAAUGCUCGCCAAUGACAAACUGGUGCGGUUGGCUUUGGCACCGCUAGCUGAAUCGCAGCUCGUGCUUAGCUGCCUCAAAGUGAUGCGGCUUGCGUUACCGAAUGCGAUUAUUCAUGAAUUUCUAAUCCAUUGGUAUGGAACACGUAACGUGCCUGGUUCACAUGCCGGUUUCAGCGCACACCAAGAAUGGGAUCUAUUCUGUACGCUACUGUUCACGAUGAUGGGCAGACCGAUUGGGCCCCCGGAUGCGAAUGAUCGGGUAUCAGCUAGUGGACAUGAACUUUCCGGUGCUGGCAGUUCUGCCUGUAUCGACGAACCAAAGAAACGUCGCCGUGGUGAAAAUUCUCACGGUCACGCUGCUGAUUGGGAAUUUCUGAUGCGUCUUGCUACAGCGGAAUCAUUAGAGGAUGUAUCAGUGCGUUCGGAAUCGAUCAGCGGUGGACGACCAUAUCAAAAUCACGAACAAAACGGUCUGUACCCUUUCAUCCCAGUUAUCCUGGAAAUGUUCCAUCUGCUUUACGAGGAUUUGAAAAUGAAUGUGUGUCGGACGGACGAGCUGCAGUUGCUAGCGGGCUUCCUGUAUUGUCUUACAGCCGAUGCAAAGCUGGAAUCCUACCAGCUGCACUACCUUACCGACUUUCCCGAGCUACUUGACCGUUACCGACGGCAUGACGGAUGUCUUAUUGCCGAUUCCACCAUAUUCAAUCGGCUUGGUGCAGCGCAAACUUCGCCACCGCACGUGCUCAGCUAUAUCGAGCGAAUGCUGACCGGGUUGAACGAUGAAACGCCCUUUCCUUACCGAUCCGGCGUCAAUGAUUUUAGCUACGAUAUGCUAACGUUGGUGGCUUAUAUCUAUCGCAUCCCCGGAGCAUACGAUUGGGUCCAUCAACACUUGAAGGCGAUGCUGUCGAGCGAAUUCUUCGUACAACAAAACACAAGACAGCUGUGUCUGCAGCCUCCGUUGCAAACAAAUGCAGGUAGCGAUACGGAAGUUGACCCGGUUCCAGGCACAGUGGACAGCAACUUUGCACGUACGGGCGAUACCGUGUUGGCGUUUCUUGUCGAACGCGGCUAUACACGGCACCAGCUAGAACAGUUGCCGAUCGCAAUGCGUUAUAUAGUGUUGCACUAUUUGGAAGGGUGCCGGGAGUAUUUGGCCCAUGGGUUGCAGGCCGUCUUUUACGAUAUGUUAAUGCGGCCAGAACUGCGCGCACACAGUGUCUGCAGUGGGUUGCAAGAAUGGGUACCCGAUAUGGAGCUACAUGCAAACGACAACACGCAGCAGCGAUACAUAGCCAAUCCGAAGUACGACGAGAUCGACACUUGGCAAAAAGACAUGAGCGAAAUCGAGAUACGUGGCACCGGUGGUGGAGCAGUGGGGGCUGUCGGUGCAUCGACAAGCGGUACGGGUUCGAGCGCCCACAAGGACGACACAUUUCGUCAAGGUCGCGAUGAUGAUGGUAUGGGUGGACUGGACGAUGAGUUUCUUCAGCUACGCUUCCCUGAUGAUCGGCGCAUGGACGAUGUACGUGCGUUUCUCAACAGCUCGCAACGCAUACAGAUCAAUAUACCGCAGCCACCUAAUGUGCCCGAUCACGAGUUUCUUGAGGAGCAGGAACGCCGGCUGUACAUGCUAUGUCUGCGAACAAUGGCGUUGUCGAUCGGUCGCGGUAUGUUCACCGUCUUCUCGAGUCGACCGAGCGAAACGCAAACCGUUCCAAUUCCCCGCCUCUGUCUUUCUGGGCGUGAUGUAGUGCGUGGCACUACGAUUGAAAUACAGCAGAUAGAAGUACCGGCUAAUAUGAGCCUCUGGCCCGCCUUCCACAACGGUGUGGCGGCCGGUUUACGCAUCUGUCCCGACACGCCCCAUCUUACCUCGACGUGGAUUUCCAACAAUCGGCAGAGUGUACGCAACACUGUGCUACCACCGGGCACGGAUAGCUCCACCGAGCAUGGCGGGUUCCUGAUGGCACUAGGCCUUACCGGCCACCUGCGCAAGCUGUCCAUCUACAGCAUCUUCGACUAUAUGCUACGGUCCGAUGAGAUGGUACGGCUCGGGCUGCUUCUUGGCCUGGCGGCAGCACAUCGUGGCACGGGUGACCUCACCACGACGCGGUUGCUCGCGAUACACGUGGAAGCAUUACUGCCACCAACCUCCGUCGAGCUGGAUGUGACGCAGAAUCUGCAGGUGGCGGCCCUGUUGGGCGUCGGGCUUCUAUACCAGGGUACGGCAAAGCGCCAUAUGGUGGAAAUACUGUUACAGGAGAUUGGUCGUCCGCCCGGCCCGGAAAUGGAGAACUAUGUCGAGCGUGAAUCGUUCUCACUGACCGCCGGUCUUGCCCUUGGCCUGGUGACGCUCGGUCUAGGCGAUAGUUCAUCAUCGCUGCACGAUCUUGCACUGCCGGAUACGCUGUACUACUACAUGAACGGCGACAACCGGCGCCUGAUGGUGGGUGCGCAGAAGGAAAAGUAUCGGUUGCCCUCGUUCCAGAUCAAGGAAGGUUCGGCUGUAAAUUUGGACGUGACCGCACCUGGUGCAACACUUGCUCUCGGGCUAAUGUACUUUGCGACGGGCAAUGAGGCCAUCUCCCAGUUGUUGGAACCACCGACCACCAACUACAUACUGCAGUUUGUGCGCCCCGAUCUGCUACAGUUGCGCACUAUAGCACUGCACCUGAUAAAUUGGCAUCGUAUAGAGCCGACGCCCGACUGGGUGGACAAGCAGAUACCGGAACUGUUACAGCAGAAUGUGACACCGCUGGACGAAAUGGCGGAAGAGCUGGAACCUUCAGCUGACCAGCAACCGGACCAGAUGGAGAAGGUGCUCUAUGCGCAGGCAUACUGUAGCGUUAUGUGUGGCAGUGCGAUAGCAAUCGGAUUGCGGUUCGCCGGCACGGCCGAUGAAACAGCGGUUAGAACGUUGAACUAUUAUCUGCUAUACUUUAUCGAUCAGGGUAACAGGCUGCACAAAUGUUGCGCCGGAACAUCGUCCAAAUUUGCGCGAUCUGUGGGUCGUCAGAUGGUGGAAAAUUGCAGCAUGGUGCUGUUGCUGUCCCUGUCGCUUGUGCUGGCCGGAACGGGGGAUUUGCGCGUACUACGCGCGGUCAGAAUGUUACGUUCGCGCAUCGGGGUGCUGCAGGUUACGUAUGGUUCGCACAUGGCUAUCCAUAUGGCGCUCGGGUUUCUGUUUCUCGGCGGUGGCCGUUUUACACUCUCACGGUCACCAAGCGCAAUCGCUGCCCUCGUCUGUACGAUCUUUCCAAAGUUUCCCACCUAUAGCAACGACAACCGGUACCAUCUGCAGGCCUUUCGGCAUCUGUAUGUGCUAGCUAUAGAACCGCGCAUAUUUAUACCUCGCAGCAUCGAUACGGGCAAGCUGUGCAUGUGUCGAAUUCGGUAUGCAUUGCUCGGCAAGGAUAUGACGCCGGUGGAAAAGCUUGCACCAUGCCUGCUGCCAGAGUUCGACACGCUGGCGUGGAUCGAGGUGUGCGAUGAAAACUUUUGGCAUAUUCGCUUCGAUCGGCAAUACAAUUGGCAGAUUUUGGAGAGUAUCUUCAAGAAAUAUGAACGGGUGGAUGUGAAGCAGCGCAAUGGAUAUUUGUCUUAUGAAGAAGAUCCAGCACGUCCAAUUACAAGCCAGUUACCUUCAUCCUCCCACAGCCUUGCAGCAAAGAGCCUUUGGCACUAUGAGCCGUUAAAGCUGCUGGAACUUGUGGGGCAGACGGAGAUGAUCAAUGCCACGCGAAUGUUGCUGAUACCGCCUGAUACGCGUAAACUGCUAUGUUUGCUGGAACCGGCCGGGUCGCUCGAACAUGAGCGUCAUUACAUGAGCUUGUACGCAUACCAUGUGACCGAUUGUGUAUUGGACGAUCGUCUGCAUGCACUACCUAUAUAUCUCGGACUGACGCAGAUUUUGCAAGACAAUCCACAACGAACGUACAAAGCGAUGGACGCCUGGCAACUACGACUGUUUACGGUCGCACUCGACAAAAGUCAUAGGCCGUACAAAAUAGCGGGCUCACGAUGCUUACUGUCCGGCAGCUUAUUGCAGUCACUGCUCAAGCGCAUCUGGAAGCGGUAUGAUGAGCAAUUUUAUCGCUACAAACCUAUCAUUUGCCAAUAUUUGGGUCUGGAUACGAUCAUGAUCAACGAUCCAAUCGAAGGAUUACUGAAGAGCGACUGCCAGCAACCGCCGGAAGAUGAUACCGAUCGCGAACGUCGGCGGGAGCAUUUGAGUAACGUGAUGAAACUGAUCGUUCUGUACGAUAUACCGCACGGUACCCUACUUAGCGCCGGUCGAGUGUGAGGGAACAGUGUGCCGGAGAAUAUUUUCGUAUUUUUUCCCUAAAAAAAGACAUGAUAGAAACCACGUCUAGAACUACCAAUCGCAGGAAAUGAACCAGGGAUUGUUGCUUGAAGAUAAAGAAGUAUUUAAGAAUGGACCAAGCUCUCUAUUGAGUAUAAGGAAGAUUCGAAGCCAGGACACAGAACUUCAUACGAAACAGAAUCUCACAAACGCAAAACAACCAUACGUUUAAAGGACAUCUCUGCCCAGCUACAAAUCAUUCCUAGCGCAAUAUCAAAUAUCGUAUGUAUAACAAGAUAUUUCGUUACUUUUCAUUCAUUUAUAACAUAUCGUAAAGCCCCGGAUUUUACACUCUAUGCAGUACAACUGUUCACAAUUUGUUGAAAUACAUUGAAAUAAAUAUUAAACUACUGUAUUCCUUGCUGUAGGUUAGGCAUAUUUGGGUGAUCAGAAGAUGUUUCAACGUAUUGAAAUUCAAUUGAAAUAUUCAGGGAGUCAGUGAAAGUCUGUAAUGGCAGACAAUGGUUGUCAUGUGCCCUAUGAGUUUGCAGUACCUCAAAGAAGAAUAAAGCAAGAAUG